Cervus elaphus (red deer) is the source of this 2990-nucleotide messenger RNA. RefSeq lists its product as uncharacterized. The coding region runs from base 1026 to 2252 and encodes 408 amino acids. The record is from RefSeq and is a predicted model, not a curated record. The transcript is spliced from 2 exons. Lineage: Eukaryota; Metazoa; Chordata; Mammalia; Artiodactyla; Cervidae.
CUGCCCUGGGCCGGGCCAGGUGCCUCCCCGCAGGUGCGCGGGAGGAGCCGGAAGCCGUGGUUCAGACGGUAGGCGCUGAGGGUCGGAGCACCAUGCGUACUGGGGGCAGCCACGCAGAGCUACCGGCCAGGCGCACAGCCACGGAGGGUGUCUGCUGUCCCACGGGCGUGGACGGGACCCUGUCAGGACCCCUGGAGGAAUUUCCUGCGUGAUGUGUGGCUCAUAAUCUGAAGUCGCACAUCCCAAGCCUUUCCUCCAGACUUGGGGACAUUUCCACGGGAGGUGGUGACGACGCAGGGGAGGGUCAGCAAGAUGGGGAUGGCCGCACCCCAUUCUGCAGGUUCCAAGACCAAGGCUCAGGAUACGAGACGGGCAUGCAGGUCCUCAGUGCUGGGAUUCUGCCUGGCUUCCCCCAGGCCCUCAGUAAUGGGAGGAGCCAACUGGGCAACCUGUGGCGGAACGUGCUCCAGGCAGAGGCACCCCCUUACCACACUCCCUUCCCUGCAUGCAGCUCAGGGGGCUGGGCAGAACACCCGGCAGGGGUGCAGAGGAGGCAGCCCCCACCUCUUCGAGGUUACCACGAGUGCUGUCUCCUCCAGGGGGUCUGUGUAUGCUGAGCGGUCCAGACUGCAUCCACCCUCAUGGUCUGGCUGAACCAAGGGAGCGGAAGAUUUGGGGUCCCCCAGAUUUGUGCUCCCAAGAAUGGCCAUAAGGAGGAUGGAUGGGCCUAGAGCCAGCCUGAGAACCAGGCCUGAAGGCCCCUUAAUGGAAAGAGGUGCUGGGGCCCCCCAGGAGCACGUUCAUGUGUGUAUCAGUCAAAAGACACAUCCUGGUUCCAGAAUCAAGGGACCAUGAUGCUAUGGUCAUAGGUGCUUGAGAAACUUACCCCCUUCACCUCCCUGGGGCCCACGGCAGCCCCACCUCACAGACGGGGCGAUGGAGACCCAGAGAGGUGAAGUCACACGGGUGGGGGGCAGACUCCCCACGGAGCAGGGCAGGGAGGGGCCUGGCGGUUUCCAUGUGCAAUGGGAGAGCCCCCAGCACAGUGGCAGGAGUCAGGCAGCCAGAGGGAGGGGGCAGCCCUGGUCUGGUACGGAGAGGUGGUCACCCAGGCAGGUGUGGGAGGGGAGGGGAGGGAGGGGAGCCAGGAACUGAGCCCUCCCCGACCUGCUGGGGGUGACGGGGGAAGGCAGAAGGGCCUGGGGCCGGAGGGCGUCCAGCCAGGAGGGGCUGCCGCCAAGGAGGCUGCAGAGACGCUGGUGGUGAGGAGAGGGCGAAUCCCAGGGUGUGGGGGCCCCCCGGGUGCAGAGCGCCUGUGCCCAGGCAGGGCCUGCCCAGACACGGGUUACCCUGUCCUUGGUUCCCCUCCCAAGGGCGGACCCUCCCAGGUCUGUUGGGCCAUCGCGGAGCAGGCGGGGGUGAAGGACAGGCGGGGCGCGCCCACGGCUCAAGCGCCCCUGUUCUCGAGUCCAGCCGUCAGAGGCCGUGCGUCCAGGACCAGGCCGAGGGCUGGGGCUCUACGGAGGGGUGCCAGAGGUCCGGAUGUGGAAACUGAGGCUGAGAGAGCGGUCAGAGCCUCAGAGGGAUUCAAAGCCCUUCGGUCCCACCGGAGCUGGAUCUUCCCUCUGCAGCGACACUGGCUGGGGACUUCACCCGGCGCGUUCAGACACCCCGGAGUGAGGCAGCCAGCCUCAGCCCCUCCCAGACAGAAAGACAGAGAAUCCAGGCUCCUCACCUUCCCCUCGCUGUGGCUCCCCCAGAGCCUCCACUGCCCCCCUUGCUGUCCGCACCGGUCCCCCACACCUGUCCCUUCCCUCUCCAUGGACCCCCGCAGCCCUUGUCUUCUGCGGUGGGGGAACAGCAAGGGAAGAAGUUUGCUCAAGGUUGCAUGGUGGGAAAGCACUUUCUGGGCCACCUGGCCCCUGCCUGUCCAGGGCUGGGCCCUUCCCAAGCACAGCCUUCAUGCUCUGACCAGAUGUGCGAUGCAGAGCAGAGCCCGUGUCUUACUCCGCAGACUUGGAAUCCCGCAUGCUAAACGCUGUUGGAAUUUGCCCAGAUCUGCUGUCCACUCCACUCCCGCCACUGUUCCACUCCCAUCUGGGGGGCUUGAAGGACCCCACCUCCAACUCCGCGGGCACAUCCUCCACCCCCCGUUGGGAGGCUCCCCCUCUGCCCUCCUUUUCACCCCGGGGCCCACUCUGGCCUUGCUCCCACCCCAGAGCCUGGGCUGUGUCUGUCCUCUCUGCCUGUGACCUCCUUGGUGCUCCCGCCUGGCUCCGUCAGCCCCCACCCUUCCAUCAUUAAUCCUGUCUCUCUGGUUCCCGGCAUAAGUCUGGCGUUAAGUGGGUGCACGGGAAGUGAGUGGGGGACCUCGUGUUCCCCCAGCAGGGCCCAGGACUGACACAGAUCAGGGCCUCCCUGAGGGUUGUUGGAGCUCCCAGCCCCAGGCCUGACCCUGGACCCUGGCUCAGGCCAAUAGUAGCAAAUAUUUACAUUUGCAGAGUAAAUUCCCAGGAGGGAGCUGGGCUGGGCAGGGGAGGUCUGUGGUCACUGGACCCAGCAGACCUGGGGGGAGGGUUCUGGAGGAAGAAGCCCCUCGGACAGAAAGUCAGAGGUGGAGCCCAGGGACACCCCCAACUUCUCACACCGUCCCAGCUGAGGGGGGGAUUUAAACCCCGUGCCCUGCCCCCUUCUCCCUCCUGCUGUGUGGACAGGCAGCCUCUGCUCCCUGGGCCUCAGUGUUCUCGCGAGGAGCACAAGACACUGGGCAGUGGGGGGCGGCCGCUGCGGGGCCACAAGGCUAGAAAGUGCAGAUGGCGCGGGCCCCGUGGAGGUCAGGGUGCAGUGGUGAGAGCUUUGGCGGAGCGGGCUUCAGUGGGCUCCCUGGUCUGUCCAGGAAGACUCUCUGGAGGAGGAGAUACGGGAGCAGCAGCUGUGGGAAUGGGGAAUCAGUGCGUGCGUGUGUGUGUGUGUGUGUGUGUGUGUGCAGG